AUGAUAUCAUUGCGAUAUCAUAAUGAUAUUAUUUGCAAAUUUAUAUCUCCACGAUAUUUAUUUAACAUCAUUAUUAUAUCAAUUCGGUAUUGUUUAAAAAUUCAAGGUUUCUGUAAAGAUCUAUCAAGUGAAAGUCAUACCGGCGAAUUUUUAGCCAAAACAAUUGAAGAAAUAAUUGAUGAAAUUAGUUUUGCAUUAAAAGAAGAAGCUAAAGCCUGCGAUAUUAAUGGAGGUAGAUUGAAAAAGUGGGCAGAUACCAGAUGGCAUACUAUGUAUGAUUGUGUUGAUUCAAUUAUGCGUCAUAAAGUACCAUUAGAAAAUUUAAAAUGUGAAAAACCUGAAACUCUUUCAACAGCAGUAUUGUCAGUUCUACGAACAUGUGCAUUUUUUGAUGAUGUACGUGCAUUAGCAUUUACUUUACGUCCUAUUAAACAAUCAAUUGCAGCGUUAGAAUCUCAGUCUUGCACUCUUGCUGAUUGUUUUUUUGGACUUGCAAGACUUGGAGCUGCGAUUAAAAAAUUAUCUAAUAAUGAUCACCGGGUUUUUCACCAGCAGUGCAUUUCAGUUUUUAACCGUUGUUACGCUGAAUUUGCUGAUCCAAUAUAUUUAUUGUGCUUUUUUUUACAUCCGUAUUAUACUGGUAAGUUUGAAUCAGAUUACCUAUAA
This is a messenger RNA of Rhizophagus irregularis DAOM 181602=DAOM 197198, 666 nucleotides long. The record is from RefSeq and is a predicted model, not a curated record. NCBI's taxonomy places the organism in Eukaryota, Fungi, Glomeromycota, Glomeromycetes, Glomerales, Glomeraceae.